Molecule: messenger RNA, 2253 nt
Organism: Paramacrobiotus metropolitanus
Lineage: Eukaryota; Metazoa; Tardigrada; Eutardigrada; Parachela; Macrobiotidae
Exons: 5
Coding region: 544-2253 (569 amino acids)
Source: RefSeq, a predicted model, not a curated record
CACAAAUUUACGGAAUGAUAUGCAUCUCAAAAAUUCCAGAGAAAACUGACUCUGAUCUUUUAAUUUCGGCCUGCCUGCAACAACAUGGGUUUUGGCUAUGCUGGUUAAUCAACAAUAUUAAUUAUGAAGUACUGUACUGGCUUUUUACUGGAGGCUCACUGAAGUGUCCAAUAUGUUUAAUAACAUCAUCGUUAAAAUAUUAGCGGUAGUGUACAGUAGUAGAACGUCACAUUAACUGCAGUGCGCGGGACCAGCCAUAGAAUAAACUGACUGUCAACGUCAACAAGCCGGCUGCGGCAUAGUUUCUCUGCACCCCACCACCGGGAAUCGCAGGGUCCGUUGAUACCUUCUGAGUCUGAACACAAUUCUCCACUGUGGCAUUGGAACAGCAUUCAUACUGUUGCAACGAUGGAAGAGCACCGCUCCCCGCCGACCAAGCAACAGGAUUUCCAACACAUGUAAAACUAAUUUGUACUGGACGUUGUGACAAUGACCGAUUGUUUACGUCGUGCAUCCACUCCAUGAAAUCCUGGGCGGCACAGCAUGAACACGUACGUGUCGGGUCAACGGGACAAAAAGCGUUCUCCUCCAGAUCAUCGGAUAAUCCAGUUUAUUUCAUCGCAAUACAACGCAAAGGAAUUUUUGGACAGAAACGACAGCACCUCAGUUUCGCAUACUGACGACUUGGCAGAACAUUUUUUCGAAGUUCUUGUGAAGCCCGAUUAUUCGAAAGCUGUACAGAACGUCACCAGUAACAGAUCGAUCAUCAACAACACCGGUGAGCCGCGCCGAUGUCCAAGAAUGUCCAAUAAACGCCGCGCUUGGUACGGUUCCGUGGCAUAUCCCACUGUUUUUGACGAAACCCAGGCAUGGGCAUGGGUGAAGACGUUUUUAGCGUCUGCCUGUCCCCGAUGCCGAUUUGGAACGGAAAGUCAGCUGAUAGAUCAAGUUGUACUCCGAUUUAAUCAGUCACGUGAUUCGACUGCUUCCAGCAGAAGGAUAUCGUUCUUUCAUUUUCCGCAAACACAGCCGUCGGCAAUCGAAGAGCCUAUUGGAACUCUGGUACUCGAUGAGGUCAAACAGGUUACGCGGCUACGCAUGCCGCGAUCCUUUUGUAACGACACUUACUGCCGGCAAUCGCCCGCACUGCCAUUGCAAACCGUCGCCGAUGUACUGGUGCUUAGCGGUACAGUGGACGAUUUGUAUGACCUUGCGCAACUUAUCGGGUGCCAGUUGCAUGCCCAAUUUUUGCACACUACCAUUGCGACAGAGCGGAAAGAUGAUGUCAACAACGAGCGUUACGCCACACUGUUCUACGACUGGUUGAACGUGAUUUAUUUUGAGUAUGACUGGAUACCAUUUGCUACUAAUGAGAAGUUCUGUCAAAAGCGCUUCAAUUGUACUAUCUGGAUUGCCUGGGAGAAAUUCAAACGGAAUCGUGAGAUGGCCUUUUUCCCCCCGGCAGCUGAUGGCAGUCUCUCGUAUCAACUGGAACGAUUGCGCAGUUUUUUGACGAGCCCAGACGAAAGCGUGUGUCAGCGAAGAGAGAACUUCGGCGGAAACUACGAUACCGAAGCAGUACAGCCAAAAGUCGACGGAAGAUACACGCUAUGUAUGGACCGAUUUCCCAAGCGCACUCCCGAAGAUUGCCUCGUUUAUUCGGUCGGGAUCCGGGAUGACUGGAGUUUCGACGACCAGAUGCACAGUAUGGGCUGCAGUGUGUACUCUUUCGAUCCAUCCCAUCCGUUUACUCCGUACCGUCGGGGUGACCACCACUGGGUGUUUGACUGGGGCCUCAUCACCAGCCCCGAGCACACACUGUCCCCGACGCCUCCCGGUUGGACCCUGUCCACGUUGCAUGACAUACGCCAACGACUGGGACAUAGUCAACGCACUCUAGAUGUACUGAAGAUGGACUGUGAAGGGGCAGAAAUGACCUUUCUGGAUUCACCGUUUGUCGGCACGUUUCUCCAGUCCGUUGGGCAGUUGGUCAUGGAAAUACACUGGUUACCCGUGGGUUGGCCACCCGUAGCGCCAGCUGUUUUUGAUGGGGCCAAGAUUAUUAGCAAUAUGGCGCGUAUCGUACACCGGUUGGAAAAGCUGGGUUUUGUUAUGUUUUACUCGCGGCCGACUCCCAAAUGGGUGGGAUUCGAUUUCAGAGCGUACGACCGGUCGAUAACACAGGUUAAAGGCUCACAAGCGUUUGUUUACGAGGUUUCGUUUACUAAUCUUAACGGUGCUAAUAAACAUUAA